AUGCACAUUCUCCCACAAGCUCUCGUGCUUCUCUUUUUCGUGACGUGGGGGGUCAGGGCUGCCCUACUGACGUCCGUCUCCCAACUGAAUCCUGGCGGCUACGACUUCAUUAUUAUUGGUGGCGGAACGGCGGGAAGCGUGCUGGCCAAUCGUCUGUCUGAGAAUCCCAAAAUCAAGGUGUUGGUCAUAGAAGCGGGGAUUAGGCUAGUAUCACAUUUAAACAACGAAGACAUCCAGGAUGUUGACAUUCCUUUCCUUGCCACAGCGUUGCCCUCAACUAGCGUUGAUUGGAACUUCACGACGACUGAUCAAGCCCCUACAGCCGGCCUUAACAAUCGUUCGAUAGAACUGGCAAGGGGUUUCGUGCUUGGGGGAAGCAGCAGUAUCAACUACAUGACAUGGAAUCGUUGCUCAAACGACUACUGGGACUCAUUGGCAACUGUGUCCCAAGACCCUAUGUGGUCUUGGCCUGCAGUUGAGUACUACUAUCUGAGGACUUCUACGCUAGUCCCUCCCUCCGACUGGUCACAAUACCACAGGACAAGUGUUAGCCUUCCUGGUUAUGCGACGGAACUCGAUCAGCGCGUUGUAGAUUCUGCCUUCAUUCUCGGUGGCCGAUUUGCCUACAAUGAGGAUUUCAAUACCGGAAAGUCGGUGGGUCUUGGCUAUGUACAGAACGCUAUAGGAAACGGGACUCGGAGCAGUGCUGCAACCGCGUACCUUCUACCCAUUAUCGACCGUUGUAAUGUCGAUGUCAUUAUCUCGACGCGCGUUACCAAAAUUUCGGGAUCCCUCACGGCUUCCGAGAUCGACACAGUCGAGAUUGCUCAGAGCGCUAAUGGCACCCGCACGAAAAUCAAAGCGAAAAAAGAGGUGCUACUUAGCGCAGGAACGCCUCACCUUCUCUCGCUUUCCGGAAUCGGGCCCAGAGAUAUUCUGUCAGAGCUAGGUAUUGACGUUAUUGUCGAUGCGCCGGCCGUUGGCGCCAACCUUGUUGAUCACCCACUGGUCGCGAAUUACUUCACGGUUAAUUCAAACAACACAUGGGACCCUAUCCUCCGGAAUAAAACCCUAUUUGGGGAUAUUCUCGAAGACUGGGAGACAGAAAGGCAAGGUUUAUUCGUUGACACACCUGGGAACACACAAGGGUACUUUAAGUUGCCAACUUAUCCCGGGGGUGUGGAUCCAUCAACAGGGCCGCUGUCGGCAAAUACGGAAGUCAUAUUUGCAAAUGGAUUUGCGCCCUUUGGCCCAGCAUCCUUCCCGGACAGCGGCUCUUACAUGAGUGUCCUUGCAGCCGUUGUCUCGCCGACGUCACGAGGAACGGUUGUCAUUAACUCCACUGACCCUUUUGCUGCACCAGUUAUCGAUCUCGGCAUCCUGAGCACCGAGUUUGACAUAGUGGCUAUGAUCCAGGUUAUUAAGGACAUCCAGGCCAUCCUCGCCACCUCCCCUUGGGAAGGAUACGUCACCGGUAUCUAUGGAGAUCUCGCGAAUGCCACUACGGACGAUGAAUUGACGGAGUUUAUUCGCAACAACGCGGUGACUGUAAACCACGCAGUUGGGACAGCGAAAAUAGGUGAUGUAGUGGACUCGCAUCUCAACGUAAUUGGUGUGUCAGGACUGAGGGUUAUUGAUGCUUCUAUUCUUCAUACAAUUCCCGAAUGCCACCCACAAGCCAUCGUUUACACGGUCGCUGAACGUACGGCAGCGCUAAUCAAACAUCAGUACGGUAUUUGA
Molecule: messenger RNA, 1740 nt
Organism: Desarmillaria tabescens
Lineage: Eukaryota; Fungi; Basidiomycota; Agaricomycetes; Agaricales; Physalacriaceae
Product: aryl-alcohol-oxidase from pleurotus Eryingii
Exons: 13
Coding region: 1-1740 (579 amino acids)
Molecular function (GO): oxidoreductase activity, acting on CH-OH group of donors; flavin adenine dinucleotide binding
Source: RefSeq, a predicted model, not a curated record